Messenger RNA from Misgurnus anguillicaudatus (oriental weatherfish), 5696 nucleotides. It is a transcript of the gene jph1a, whose product is annotated as junctophilin 1a. The record is from RefSeq and is a predicted model, not a curated record. Gene Ontology annotation, cellular component: endoplasmic reticulum membrane; plasma membrane; junctional membrane complex. NCBI's taxonomy places the organism in Eukaryota, Metazoa, Chordata, Actinopteri, Cypriniformes, Cobitidae.
AUGACGGGCGGACGGUUCGACUUCGACGAUGGUGGCACUUAUUGCGGCGGAUGGGAGGACGGCAAAGCCCACGGACACGGCAUCUGCACGGGACCCAAGGGUCAGGGCGAGUAUGCCGGGUCCUGGUCCCACGGCUUUGAGAUAGUGGGGGUUUACACCUGGCCCAGCGGGAACACGUACCAGGGCUACUGGUCGCAGGGUAAACGGCACGGGCUGGGAGUCGAGACCAAGGGAAAAUGGAUGUAUCGUGGGGAGUGGAGUCACGGGUUCAAGGGUCGCUAUGGGGUCCGGCAGAGCACCAAUACACCUGCCAGAUACGAUGGGACGUGGAGUAAUGGAUUGCAGGAUGGCUAUGGGGUCGAAACGUAUGGGGAUGGUGGCACUUAUCAAGGCCAGUGGAUGGGGGGCAUGAGGCACGGUUAUGGGGUUCGCCAAAGCGUGCCUUACGGAAUAGCAACAAUUAUCCGUUCUCCUCUUCGCACCUCUCUGGCCUCCUUGCGAAGCAAUGGCACCGUGCAGAGCAAUGGCACCGUUUUGCAAGAUUCUGUUGCAGACACACCGGUUGGCACUCGCGGUGGUUUCGUGUUGAAUUUUCACAAUGAUACCGAAGUCGCCACGGGCAAGAAGAAGGGCCUGUUUCGCCGCGGGUCUCUCUUUGGCAGCCUUCGCCAGCUCCGUAAAUCCGACUCCAAGACGUCCAUCUCUAGCAAACAGAGUGCUGCGCGGAGCGACGCCACCAUGAGCCGCAUCAGCUCCAGCGAUGCCAACUCCACCAUCAGCUAUGGGGAUGGAGAGGUGCACGAUGAGUACAUGCCCAUGGAGGACCAUGUGGACGCCACCACCACUGAGUCUUACAUGGGCGAGUGGAAGAAUGACAAACGCAAUGGUUUUGGAGUCAGCGAGCGAUCCAAUGGGUUGAAGUAUGAAGGGGAAUGGUUGAACAACAAGAGGAAUGGAUACGGAUGCACGAUAUUCCCGGAUGGAACCAAAGAAGAGGGGAAGUAUAAAAAUAACGUACUGGUGCGUGGAAUAAGGAAGCAGCUUAUUCCUCUUAAAAGUCAUAAAACUAAAGAAAAAGUGGACAGGGCCGUGGAGGGUGCUCGAAGGGCGUCAGCUAUCGCCAGGACUAAAGUGGAAAUAGCUGUUUCAAGGACGACCCAUGCCAGAACAAAGAGUGAAUCAGCAGACCAAGCCGCACUUGCAGCAUGUCAAGAAUCGGAUCUGGCCAGAGCCGUUGCUCGAGAAUUAUCUCCAGGUUUCUAUCAACCAGGUCUUGACUAUAUCAAACAGAAGUUCACUGAGCCAGUAGAGGAGAUUAAGGAGGAACCGCCAAAGGAGGAGGAAAAGGGGGAAGAGAAGGAGGAGGAGAAGUCCGGCAGCCCUUUCUAUCGGCGUGGCACGACUCCCUCUCAUUCUCCCGCUCGGGGCAAAACCCCAUCACCUCCUUCCUCCCCCCAAAAGAGCCAGCCAGCCAACUCCAGCAUCACACGGAAGAUAAGCAAAGACAACAGCGUCCCAACCAGAAAGAUAAGCAAAGACAACAGCGUCCCAACCAGAAAGAUAAGCAAAGACAGUAGCAGUGUAGCUCGCAAGAUAAGCAAAGAAGAGAGAGCUACGAUCGUGGCUGAGAUCGCCAAAGUGACCGUGCCUGCUCCUGUACAGCACUUCAAACUGCAGGACGUUCCCCCGCCAAAGCCCCCCAAGGCACCGGAGCCCGUGUCCAGAUCUGGACAAACGGGUAAUGGGCAGCUACAUGCUGCUUAUCACAGUUACUAUGUGAAACCAGUGGUACAGAAACCUCCUCCAGAGGAACCAGAAGAUGAAGAGCCUGAGAUGACACAAUCCAGCCUGGCCAGGAUGCCACCGCCGCCUAAAACGGUCAUGACACCAACUCCCAAGAUCAGGAAACAAGAAUCUAUCAAACCAAAGAGCUUAGCAGAAACCAAGAAAGCCAGCAUGGAUGACGCCAACGAAACAUCAGAGCAAGAAUCCGGCCCCAACUCGAUUUUGGUCGUCAUGGUAAUGCUUUUGAAUAUCGGAUUGGCAAUCAUUUUUGUCCAUUUCUUGACCUGAAAGAUUGCCAUCUCUGUGUUGUUGGCUGGCAACCCGCACAGUUGUGUCAAUGACCUUUAUGAAAUCCACAUGGCACCAGAGAAUCUCCAGAAGGGCGGCGAGAUCUGAAGGAGUUGGAAACGCACGGCAUCAUCCUUGAAAACGACCUAGUCAAAUGUCAUGUGGCUCUGAAAAAAGCUUAAAAAAAGGGAAAAAUGUUUUGGAGAUAAAACUACCAUAAAAACGGGAAAAAGGAAAGCUUCAUAACGUGACUGCUGAUGGAAAGCCUUAAUAUCUGAUGUGUGAAGCCGUUCCAUGGGUCUCUGGCUUUUGGCAGAGACUUUACUGGAAAUGUUUGAUGAUGCACUUUUGCAUGAUGGGCAAGAACAGCUGCCUUACUCUUUUACCAUCUGACGUGUGAGUGGGAAAUGCGCUCGCAGUGCCAGAGGAAUGCGUACAGGGGACUUUGUUGCAAUGGGCAGGCGUAAGUUCCUGAAACCGGCGUCUCCCAUCUGACUCGCGCCCUUUCCCAACCCACCGCAGUUUCUUCUACGCAUGUGCUGCGUUUUUGAUGGAGGCUACCAGUACUGUAUCGGUCAUGUUUGUUUUCGUAUACUGUUUUUCUUUCCUUUUAUGUUCGUAUAAAAAAGUAUACCUUUCACAAGUCCCACUUAUUUGUGAGUUUUUGGUAUCACGGUAGUGUUUAAAAAAAUUAUAUUUAUUUAUAAUGUGCAAUAUGAUUUAUUUUGUACAACUACAAAAUUUUAAUAUUUUUCCAAUACGGGGCUUUGCAGUUCAGUCCUAUUUAUUCUGGUAUUCGAUAAAAGAUUAAAAUUAAGAGUGGGAUAUCUAAUUUCCCACAAUGCAAUGAGCUCGCCCACCCUGAUUAUGGCUAAACUGAAAAAGUCUUAUGAAGUGUGCUAUUUAUUGAAUUCUGGGAACUAUUUGUUGUGUUAAUGUAAAUUAGGAAUAUGCCACUGUGCAUGCAAUGUUGUGGAAGAGUUAUUGUGCUUCAAAUGUCAGGUAUUUGACAUGUGAAAGCAGGUGAGAAUUUUAAAGUAACAAAAAACAAGGCUUAGGGCUUGCUUGCAUGUUUGUGACCUUGGAUACUUUGGCUGUCAAAUGACUAAAUGCGUUCAGGUAGCGCUACAGUUAGGGUGGUGCUAGAGGAAGUAGGAUGUUGCCUUUAAAAAAAUGUCUUUAACCGUGCUUCUGUUUACCUCAAAAGAGAUAAGAAAAAAGAAAAAGCCUCAUUAGAGAUGACGUCUUUGUCUUAAAUCUGUCAUAUGCAAAUUCUGAUCUGGGAUGUGCCACUAUAUUAAAAGUGUUUAUUGUCCUAAUGACUUUAUUUUUAUUCGUUUAUAUUUAUGUGAAUUUUCCCUCUUGAAAAAGUUAAUUAUAAAAGAUUUAUAUAUUUAUUAUAUAUCGAAUUAUAGAUAUGUGACUUUGCCUGUGAAAUCCCAGCUAAAGCCAUUUACUGUUUUCUACAUAAAAUCAUUCUACAUAAUUUAAAGAACAUAUAAUAUAUUUAAAGGGGCCAUGGCAUGAAAAUCAGACUUUUUCCAUGUUUAAGUGCUAUGAUUGGGUCCCCAGUGCUUCUAUCAACCUAGAAAAUGUGAAAAAGGUCAACCCAGUAACUUUGUUUUGGUGAACCAUUCUCUGCAAGCACAUGAGAAAAUAGGUUGUUGAAAUUUGGCUCUACUUAUGAUGUCAUAAGGAGCUCUUAUUAUAAUAAUACCGCCCCUUAAUCUGCACUAUCCAAUCACAGCACUGCCAUUUAGUGCAGAGAAAAGGAGAGAGAGAAAAUAAUUCACAGCACAAUUGAGUUUCAAUUGCAACAAACUGCUCAUUUGCAUUUAAAAGGACACACCCAAAACGGCACACACCUACAAAGUGGCAAUUUUAACAUGCUAUAAUAAAUUAUCUAUGGGGUAUUUUGAGCUAAAACUUCACAUAUGUGCUCUGGGCACACCAAAGAUUUAUUUGACGUCUUAAAAAAGUCUUGUGCCAUGGCCCCUUUAAUAUUGACUGAGUAAGGUCGUGUUAAAGUUUGAAAUUAUUGUAAAAUGAUGCUUCUUAUCUCAUAAUUCGAUUAUGAGACUUUAGCCUGGAUUUUACAGAAAGUGUCACAUAUAGUUUCUAGUGUUUGGUGAGUGUAAAGGGCUUUGGGAAAUUCUUUAUCAAAUUCUAUUUGGUUUCUCUUUAUCAAACCCUCAUUUUUUUCUCGCUUUUAGUUGUUGUUUGCAUGGGGUCUUGGGUGAAAAGCACUAACGCCUGAUAAAGGGACACACCACUUUUUUUGAAAAUAUGCUCAUUUUCCAGCUUACCUAGAGUUAAACAUUUGAUUUUUACUGUUUUGGAAUCCAUUCAGGUGAUCUCCGGGUCUGGCGCUACCACUUUUAGCAUAGCUUAGCAUAAUCCAUUGAAUCUGAUUAGACCAUUAGCAUCGCGCUAAAAAAUAACCAAAGAGUUUGGAUAUCGUUCCUAUUUAUUACUUGACUCUUCUGUAGUUACAUCGUGUAAUAAGACUGACGAAAAUCAUUCUGCCGUAAUAAUCAAGGACUUUGCUGCCGUAACAUGGCUGCAGCAGGCGUAGUGAUAUUACGCAGUGCCUGAAAAUAGUCCCCUUGGUAACUUUCAAUGACAGGGGACUAUUUUCAGGCACUGUGUAAUAUCAUUGCGCCUCCUACAGCCAUGUUACAGCAGUAAAGUCCUUGAUUAUUACACCAGUUUGAGCCAUAUCGGCUUAGAAAAUCGCAACUUUUACGUUUCUGUCGGUCUUAGCACACGAUGUAACUACAGAAGAGUCAAGUUUUAAAUAGGAACGAUAUCCAAACUCUUUGGUUAUUUUUAGCGCGAUGCUAAUGGUCUAAUCAAAUUCAAUGGAUUGUGCUAAGCUAUCCAAAAUGGGAAAAAUCAAAUGUUUAAUCCUAGGGGAGCUGGAAAAUUAGUAUAUUUUCAAAAAAGUGGAGUGUCCCUUUAAUAUUAAAUAGGUGCAGGGAGAAAUUAAAUAAAUCUUAAAGAAAAAUUAUUUAAAUGUUUUUUUAUUAUUAUUCGUCAUUGGGUGAACUUUUGGCAUCUUCAGGCAUCUGUGUUUUAUAUUGGGCAUUUAUCAAAACAAUUAUGGGCUCUUUUUAUAUACUUUCCAAAGGAGUGUUAUAUGCUUACAGUGCAGAACAAGGAAUUAUUUUUCUAAAACAAAUGUUGCAGAAGCAAAAAAGCAUUUAUAUAUUAAAGGUUUAUUGUAUUUAUAAGCAUUUUUACAGAACACAGCCAUUACAAUAAUGAAUUCUGUGAUAUUUUUCUAUGGAAAUGCACAAUUGUAUUUUGUCAAAAGCAGUAUAGAUCCUUUAUAUUAAGCAUUGUAUCACCCACAUCAAAAUUAUGACCUAUAUUUGAUUCAGUAUCAUUUCAAAUGUGGAGAAUUCUUUUUUUGGUUUAGCUUUUGAACCCUUCAUGCAGAAAAUCCCUGUAUUUUGGAGAUUUCAAGCCCACAGAGCCCCACAUAUUUCUGUCAUUUGAAAUAUUAUAAUAUUUAUCUGUACAAUAAAAAUGUUAUGACUUGUAAGUCUGCUCUUUACAUGUUUUUGUCUGUCUUCAUUAAAAAAAAAUUAUGUUAUAAAUAAAACAUCUUUGUUUGCUGA